Molecule: messenger RNA, 1935 nt
Organism: Pleurotus ostreatus (oyster mushroom)
Lineage: Eukaryota; Fungi; Basidiomycota; Agaricomycetes; Agaricales; Pleurotaceae
Exons: 5
Coding region: 1-1935 (644 amino acids)
Source: RefSeq, a predicted model, not a curated record
AUGUCUUCUACUCCCCGCGAGAUCGGGACUCUCAUUGUCGUCGUCUUGAAAGCUCGUCACUUACCCAACAAAAGACACAUCGGAAAGCAGGAUCCGUAUUGCGUCGUCGAGCUCAAUGGCGUCAAGUUCAAGACCAAGGCCAUCAAGCGCGGCGGCCAGCAUCCAGAAUGGGACGAAGAGUUUCGAUUCACGCUUCAUGAGGACACCGAAGAUGUGCUAGCGAGAACAACCAACGACGAUGGGAGCCCGCCGACGCCUCCACCAAAGAGCGACAAGACUCCAAGAAUCAAGGGUGCAAAGGCGAUGUCCGUGGCUUGCUACGCAGACGAUCCUCGCGAACCUGAUCUCAUUGGAGAGUCCUCGGUGGAUCUUACGGAAGUUCUGACCAAGGGCGAGACAGACGAGUGGUUCACAUUGAACCACAAAGACAAGUUCGCCGGUGAAGUCUAUCUCGAACUAACGUUCUGGUCGAAUGAACCCCCACCCGAGAAAAAGCCCAAGUCCAAGGCGAGCAGCGUCAGUAAGCAAUACGGUGGCCCAGGUUCCUUCAUACCAGCGGAUGGGCCGACAGGCGCGCAGGGUGUCCCGGGCUCCAGGAUUGUUUCCACCAGCGUUCUUCAGGACAGACCAAGGCAGGAACUAGACGCGAUGCCUGCUUCGUUGAGGGCAUCCAAUUCUCUUGCGCAGCUCGAUCUAUAUGUGCCUCCAUACGAGCAUCGACGCCCUUCGCCAGAAGGUCUCGCCAGUGACUUUGGUCAACUUGGUAUCAUGGACGAUGCUAGGCGCAGGGAAAGUUAUCCGGUAAGAGACCUCUUCGCACCUCUCCGUUCAGCGUCCUCAACGGAACAACGUCCGCAGCCACCUCAUGGUCGCAGACCCUCUACCUCUACAGGGUUCUCCACCAUCUCAGCUUACUCCCAGUACGAUCCCAGGGCAACUUAUCAGUCACCAACCGAAUACGAAUCCCAACCUCUGUACCAGACACCUUACGAAACGCCAUCCCAGUAUGUCCCAGAGGGUUAUCCGCCACAGACGGCGCGCGGCCCACGUUACAGCAUUCCACCGACAUCGUCAGGGUUUGUGCCUUUACAAUCCCACACGCCAGCGCCCAGCGUUUUCAAUCAGCCAUUGUACCCUCAAUCGACCUUUGCACCACCACCUUCACAGACGCCUCUUCCUUCCGCUUACCCUCCACCUUCCUUACCACCUACUUCUUCGUUCCAUCAGUUACCUCCACCACCACAGCCCUACCAAUAUCCCCAAUACGGCUCAGCGACGCCAGCACCACCGCAGAACUAUGCUCCGCCCCUCCCUGUUACUCCUCAACCACAGAUACACCAACAACCCUAUCAAUAUCACACCCCUUCACCGUCGCAUAAUGAUUCUCCCCCUCAACCUGGCUCUCUCUCGUCUAGCUAUGGUCCUGGAUCUAGACCACUUCCGCAGCCAACGCCCUCUCAAUCGCACUACUCGCCCCUUCCUCCUCCAGGAGGCGUGCCCCAGCAGGUCGGAUCGUAUGGUAGCCAAAAUGGCACUGCAUUCCACAACGUAUAUGCAUCCGUUCCACCACCACCGCCUCUCCCUUCUCUCCCCGUACCACCGCCACCACCAUUACCUCAACAGACCUACCAACCUCCUAAUCCGGGCCCACCGCCGCCGCUCCCUCCUUCCCAGCAGUCAAACAACUUGUCAAGGAGACGUACAAGCUUGCCUCAACCUCCUGUUAACCUCCAACAAGCGUUACAGGGCAUUCCUCCGCCUCCACCCCUUCCUAAUCCGCCAUCGAUGCCACCUUUGCCUCCAUCCCCCUCAUCCCACACACCUCCCAACAACGCUCAGCCACCCUACCCGGGUCCUCCCCCUCCCCCUCCUUCGUUCCCCGAGUCACAAUGGCAGCAGCCUCAGCAGGUCUACGCUCAGUCACAGUGGACUUGA